Clarias gariepinus (North African catfish) is the source of this 3171-nucleotide messenger RNA. RefSeq names its product interferon-induced protein 44-like. Bases 138 to 1076 code for a protein of 312 amino acids. The record is from RefSeq and is a predicted model, not a curated record. The transcript is spliced from 12 exons. Lineage: Eukaryota; Metazoa; Chordata; Actinopteri; Siluriformes; Clariidae.
UUUAUAUUCCGCACUUCUUCAGGCACACGGACUCACACAGAGAGGCAGCGUUCAGGUUCAUCUCCACUUUUGGCAUUUUAGAGCAGCAGCACAUCUGAUUUGCAGUUCAUAGGUCACAGUUUGCAGAAGGCAGUGACAUGCAUCGGUUACGUAGAGCCAUGGGUUUGAGAGAUCCUCAGGUACCUGCCUCAGGCCCAAAUCCUGAAUUUGAAGAUCCAUGGCGACCAGUCACAUGGAGUGAGAAUAACAAAAGUGAGAUGUUGAGAGAACUGAAGAAUUUCCAGCCAGGUGCUCCGAAAGUCCGUGAGCUGAAGAUUCUCCUUCAUGGCCCAGUUGGAGCUGGAAAGUCGAGUUUUAUAAACUCAGUCAACACCGUCCUCCAAGGAUACAACACUACCGCCGCUCUGGCAAACUCAGCAGCUGGUAAAAGCUUCACCAUCGAGUUUAAAUACCACAAGCUGAAGAAAGAUAGGCCUGGUUCUUUCUAUCCAUUUAUCUUUACUGACAUCAUGGGUCUAGAACCAGAGGAUUUAAACGGAGUGCACACUGAUGAUAUAAUCAAAAUAUUACAGGGUCAUGUGAAAAGCGGCUACUCUUUCAAUCCUUUAAAACCCAUUAAUAAAGGCGACCCAAAGUACAUUGAAAACACCAGCCUGAAAGACAGAGUGCACUGUCUGGUGAGUGUUCUGCCAGCUGACAAAAUCUCCAUCAUUACUGAUGAAGUUAUCCAGAAAAUGAGAGCUGUCCGGGAACAAGCACGUGGCUUAGGAAUUCCUCAAGUCGUCAUCAUGUCGCAUGUUGACAGAGCAUGCCCGCUAGUUAAGGAGACCACAAAUAAGAUCUACACCAGCAGAAAAAUUAAAGAGAAGAUGGAAGAGUGCAGUAAUAGGCUGGGAGUCCCCAUGAACUGCAUCUUUCCUCUGGAAAACUACUACGAACAGGUUACCAAUGUCUUGCACAUGGAUAUUCUGAUUCUCUUGGCAGUGACCAACAUUGUUAGAUUUGCUAAUGACUAUGUGGAAGACCAGGCGUACAACGCCAAUGAGUAUGCUGAAAACCCUGUUUACAAUGAAUAAUUUCCCCUUACCUGUCUUAUUUAAUUCUCAACAGAGAAAUGGUGUGAUACUUUUAAGUAUGCACAAUAGGGAGAGGGAUGUGUUGGCACUCAUUUAAACAGCAUCUUUAACCUUUAGACGUUUUUAGAUACAAAGGAUAAAGUAUUUAUAUCUUUAAUUUAAAUACUGUAAUAAGUUUAAUUACAUCUGUACUUGCCAUUUAUCUCUUUUGCUAUUCUGUUUCAUAUUUAUAAUAUUGGUUUAAUAAAGAAUACAUUAAGAUCAGUGAUGAAAGACAAUAAUCUUGAAAAAUCUCUAUUAUCAUCUUUAUACUGUAGCUUUUGGUAGAAUGCAAUACGUGUACAUGUACAAAAAAAUUUAAUAAUUUCAUGUAAGGUGGAUUUUUGAUGGUGCUUCUGGGCUCAUAAUAAACAUCACAGCAACUUUUCAUACUGCAUUUGGAAAUGCUAAUAAAUAAAGUCAAAUAUCAAUAUAUUGUAUUGGUAAAGUAAGGCCAACAUAUCUGAUGCUUGGCAGCACGGUGUUGUAGUGGUUAGCACUGUUGCCUUGCACCUCCAGGGUCUGGGUUCAAUUCCCGUCUCUGUGCAUGGAGUUUGCAUGUUCUUCCUGUGUUUGGUGGAUUUUCUCGGGGUGCUCUUUCCUCCCACAGUUCAAAGACAUGCAGGUGAGGGCUAAUUGGUGUAUCCAAAUUGCCCUAAAUGUGUGGAUGAGCUUAUGUGUCUGCUCUGCGAUGGAUUGGCAACCUUGACUUGUCUCUUGGGAUAGGCUCCAGACCCCCCCGCGACCCUGCAUACAGGAUAAAGCCGUAUAGACGAUGAAUGACUUAGAGAACAAAGUUAAAGGAACGAUCGCUUCUCCACAUCGACAUGGCAGAAAGAGGAACAUAUUACCUGCUGCUACCGGAUUCCUGAGGAGGCAAGUGCUGAAAAACCCCUGAUUGACUACAAAGGACCUACAUAAAGAUUUGGUGGCAGCAGCACUGAAGUUUCACUCUGCACUAUACAAUCUCGUCACAUGGAUGCCUUGUGUCUCUUUGGGAUGCGUCUGGUGUCUGGGGAUGGUUUCACUCUACCAUGAAGACGGUUCUGGCCUCGACUUAUAUUGAAAGCUGUUUCUCUGAGGACUUGACUUGGCUGCAGUUGGUCAAUAGUUCAGGACUGGAAUUUCCUACAAGUCUACCUGAGCCUCCAAUAACUACCAAGACUCCAUGGUAGCCAUCGCCCUCGGCUUGCUCAUCAGGAACUAUCUGACCAUUUUGACUUAUACACAUUCACAUUCUGUACAAACUUAAAUGAUUCUGUUGAUUGUGUAAAGCUGCUUUGCGACAAUGACUAAAUUGUAAUUAAAGAAAAAGGAGCUAAAGCAAUGUAGUUUAGUAUUACCACAUUAUUAGUUAAUAUCAUGAUUUUACAUUAUUAAUUAAAGAUCAUUCAUAUAAACAAUGGUCUGUGACAGUCAGAGGUAAACCUGUCUCCUUAUCUCUGUAUUACACUGGAUUUUGUGUUUAUUUAUUUAUUUAAUUUUUUUUUACAGAAUUACAGCAAUGUUGUGAAAGUGAAAGAAAAGAUCUGAGUCACACCCAGUUCCAGUUUUAUAUUAAAGCCUCUUUCUGUGACGCAGUCUCACACAGUUGGAGUAGCAACGAUACACACAGCUCUACAGCCAGAGCAGAAUAAAGAAUUAGUGCCACAACACAUUUAAGGUGCAGCUCACAGAGACCAGCGACCAUGAAUUGGGUAGGAAAUUAUUAUUAUUAUUAUUAUUAUUGUUGUAUUAUUGCUGUUAUUGUUGUUAUUACUAUGUUCUGCUGCUACUGUUAAUAUUGCUGCUGCAGCUUUUUCAGAAGGCAUUUUCUUUUGAAGUCCCAACCCCAGAUCCUGGUAAGUUACUACAGAAAUAAACACUUGAUUGUCAAAGCAAACUUCUUGUAAUGUUGGAAUUCAUCUUCUUUAAACAACAGAAUUUGAUGCCCCAUGGCGGACAGUGACAUGGAGGUAACAUCCUGUAAAUGGCACAAAGCAUAAUAAUAGUAGAUCUUGUAAAUACCUGAAUCUUUGGUUUACCCGUUAAAUAGUGAAGGUAACAGAAGGCAGAU